Messenger RNA from Olea europaea var. sylvestris, 1437 nucleotides. RefSeq names its product protein DMR6-LIKE OXYGENASE 2-like. NCBI's taxonomy places the organism in Eukaryota, Viridiplantae, Streptophyta, Magnoliopsida, Lamiales, Oleaceae. The coding region runs from base 54 to 1100 and encodes 348 amino acids. The record is from RefSeq and is a predicted model, not a curated record. The transcript is spliced from 4 exons. Gene Ontology annotation, molecular function: dioxygenase activity.
UUUUCAAUGUCACCUCAAUUGAGAUACUCAAACUAUCUUCCAACAAUUCAGCCAUGGGAGAAGUGGAUCCUGCUUUCAUCCAAGCCCUUGAACAUCAGCCUAAACUUGACAUAACUGAAGCAGAAGGCAUCCCGUUAAUCGAUCUUUCCCCGCUGAAUUCCUCUAAUACAGAUGCUGACUUGUCAAAUCUAGUAGCUGAGAUAGGUGAUGCUUGCAAGAACUGGGGGUUUUUCCAGGUGAUCAACCAUGGCGUGCCGUCGAAGUGUCGUGAAAAGAUUGAAUCAGUGGCGAGGAAAUUCUUUGCUUUAUCGAAAGAGGAGAAGAAGAAAGUCAGUAAAGAUCAAGACAACCCUUUGGGAUAUUACGAUACUGAGCUUACUAAAAAUGUCAGGGACUGGAGAGAAGUGUUCGAUUUUACUUUAAUGAAUCAGGUCAUUAUACCGGCUUCUCCAGAGCCUGAGGAUAAGGAACUUAAACAGUUGAUUAAUCAGUGGCCUGAAUACCCCCCUGAAUUAAGGGACGCAUGUGAAGAGUAUGCUGCAGAGAUGGAAAAACAGGCUUACAAGUUACUCGAACUCAUUGCCCUGAGCUUAGGCUUGCCAAAAACUCGAUUGAAUGGCUUCUUUAAGGAUAACAAUAGCUAUGCCAGGCUCAAUCACUAUCAGCCAUGCCACGUUCCUCAUUUAGUGCUCGGUCUUGGUCGACACAAAGAUGGUGGAGCCGUGACCAUCCUUGCUCAAGAUGAUGUUGGAGGACUUGAAGUGAAGAGGAAAACAGAUGGAGAGUGGGUUCUUGUCAAACCUACCCCUAAUGCUUUUAUCGUCAAUGUUGGUGACGUUAUCCAGGUUUGGAGUAAUGAUAAGUACGAAAGUGUAGAGCACCGAGUGAUGGUCAAUUCUGAAAGGGAAAGAUUCUCAUUUCCAUUCUUCUUCUGUCCUGCACAUUCUACUUGGGUGGAACCCGUGGAGGAGCUGAUAAACAAAGAUAAUCCUGCCAAAUACAAGGCUUAUAACUGGGGAAAGUUUUAUGCGAAUAGAAGGCGUAGUAAUAUCAAGAAACUUGGUGUCGAAAACAUUCAAAUUUAUCAUUUCAGGAUUUAGAAUUCAGAGCAGUUGUGUCCGUAUCCCAUAUGAAUAAUCUUCAGCUAAAAGCCUAUGUUCCUUUACUUUCGGAUGGAACAGAGGAGACCAACACAAAAAUAAAAUGUAUUGAAGAAUCAACAGUGGGAAUGAUGGAAGAAAGGGGGAGGAGGUAGGGACAGCUGUUACUUGAAAUUCCUUUGUCUAUGAAUGGAAAUUUUUCCAAAAAUUGAAGAAUUAAUUGUUAAAGCCUCUGUUGCAAUAACUGUAAAGAGCUGUUGUAGUAGUUACAAUGAUUUGUUAUGGCAUCAAUUAUAAGAAGUGGAAGGGUUUCGGAGGGAGGAAACUUCUUUGAAAA